AUGAGUAAAAUUCAUGAUUUAACCGUGACUCUUUACAAACCUGAUCUAACUUAUGCAGAAAUGGAUGGAAUGGCUUCUCUACGGUACGACAAAAAUGAAUGUCGGAUUAACAAAAGCCUUUCAAAGUUUCUCAUAGUCAUUCCAGCCAAAGAUCGUCGACAAGAUCUCCUCCAAUUUCUUCUAUAUAUGCCUUCUUACUUUUGCUUCCAAGGUGCAAGUAUGGAUAUAUUGGUGGUUGAACAAAGGUCAAAUGGGUCAUUCAACAAAGGCCUUCUAUUCAAUGCCGCUAUUCGUGAAGUGGACAGGGCAAACAGUGGUUCGAAUCCUCAUGACAGAUUAGCAGGAUAUGAUUGUUUUGCAUUUCAUGACAUAGACAAGUUGCCGGUUUAUCCUAAUGUACCCUACAUCUGUAAGUCUGGACCUCAUUGUUUGAUGACAGAAAGGAGGUAUGAAAGCGGGUUUCGGAUAUCUUAUUCCACAUUUCUUGGAGGAAUCGUAAUGUUUACAAGAAAACAACUUGAGAAGAUGAAUGGAGCCUCAAAUUCUUUUCUGAAUUGGGGUGGAGAAGAUGACGAUUUGUGGAAUCGAGCAAAGAUAGUCAACUUGACGGUGUAUCGACCAAAGCAAGAGGAGGGUGUAUACUAUGAGUUCGACAUUGACCACAAGAGGAUUAUGAAUCCAGAUCGUUUUGACCUUCUGGCGAAUAGAAACAAUUACAAAAGUAUGAUGGAUGAUGGUUUAAGACAAGCUAAUUAUAAGCUUGUGGAACGUGUGGAUUACAAUAAUUUCGUCUGGCUUAACACUAUUAAAGAUACACUCUUACUGGCCGAUGUUCUAAUAAAUUCCGGUCAAUAUCACCGAGCGAUUGAUUUAUUGAAUCGAAAUGAGAAACUCAGGGAAAGUUAUUAUGGUCGAUUUUUAAUCGCCCAAUGUUAUUUUAAAUGUCAUGGAUUUGUUGAAGCCCUCAAUGUGCUAGAUAACAUGGAGGCAAAUCAGCGCAGCGGUCUUCGAUUUUCUUCUGGCGCAUUUAUUCAUUUUCCAAAUCCUAAAGGUCAACUCGAUCUUACAGCAAGCGUUCUGGACCAUACUUAUCUUCCUGAAGGCGUCAGUGUGUCUAUGCUCACUAGUAGUGUUAGUCUUCUUCGAGGCCAUGUUCAUGUAGCGCUCAACAAUAUUGCAUUAGCUAUUGUUAAUUACAAGGAAGCUUUUCGACAAGAUCCUUUCUGUUUUGAAGCUUUGGAGCGGUUGCAAAGCCUUGAAGCCAUGUGUGAGGAUGAUCAAAAACAAAUCUCAAAGCUCGAUUUAGUAGGAUUCUCUCCUGAGAUGACAUCACUUGUCGAGGCUAUUUAUAUGCGCAAACAUCCCGAAGACUUUCCCACUAACAUUCCUUGUGGUUUGGAGCCACUGAAAGAGAGUUUUGAAGUUAUUCUUAAUCUGGCCGAGUUCUAUCUCUCUAUAAACCAUUAUAAAAAAGUCUAUGAAAUUACUUCUCGUAUUCUUGAAGAUGAUCCUUUGAAUCCCGAGUGCCUUCCUAUCCAUAUUUCUAUUCUGAAGAUGUUGGAUAAAACGAAUGACCUCUUUGCUCUUGCAAACCAAUUGGUCAGCAUCUAUCCCAAAUCGGCUAUUGCUUGGUUUGCUACGGGUACCUACUGCCUUUCCACUAGGAAACAUGAUCUCGCCAAACGUCAUCUUAGGAAAGCAACACACGAGGAUCGACGUUUUGGUUAUGCCUGGUUAGCCCUGGGCCAUGCCCAUGCAGCAGAUAACGAGCAUGAUCAAGCUAUUGCUGCUUACUGUACCGCCGCUCAGGUUAUACGAACUUCUCACAUUCCAAUGUUGUAUAUCGGUGUGGAGUAUGGGAGAAGUGGUAAUAAGAAGCUUGCUGAACGUUUUUUAAAGCACACCUUGUCCCUCGCACCGAAUGAUCCAGCUGUUCUUCAUGAGCUUGGAACCUUGAACUAUGAAUUCACAAAUUUUGAUACUGCAUUGAAGUAUCUGCAGGCGGCGUACAAAAGCGCCUGUGCACUCAGUGGUCAAGUCCUGGCGCCCUACUGGGAACCACUUCUCAACAAUUUGGCCUUCACCUAUCGGCAACUUGGACAACUUGAUGAGGCACUAGAAAUGCACAAGGCCGCUCUAAAGUUGGUUGAAAACUCUCCGCGAACUUUGGAGGCUAUGGCAUUAGUCUACGCUCAACAGGGUCACUUUGGUCAAGCGAUCCGUGCCCUUCAGACGGCUUUGCCACUUCAUGCCUCGCGGGUGCAAGCCACCAUCACUGUUGACCUCCUCAACUUCUGUCACAGGAUGUAUGCGAGGCAGCUGGAGACCGUUUUUCUCCCUGACUACCCUCUUGGUCCCACUUCUGCCACAAAUGCUGCCGAUGCUGCCGCUCGAUGUACCAAUGAAGAGGACAAAGAAGAAUUCGCUGUUGGAAGGGAUAUAACUGAAAUGCCUCCAAAAGAGAGAUUUCAAUUACUAAAUCCAUCAUUGUCCUCUGGUCCUCCCCAGGGCGUUCCCAAUAUUCGAGAGGACCUCGACAUCGCUCGUGUUUCUGCUGCUCCAUCGCAGUCUAUAAAUCAACCGCCACCUGAAAGGCAAUCGAAUCCCGCGGAUAGUGUAGAAGAAGUCUCUAUGGAAAUGGAAUAG
Messenger RNA from Rodentolepis nana, 2646 nucleotides. Lineage: Eukaryota; Metazoa; Platyhelminthes; Cestoda; Cyclophyllidea; Hymenolepididae. The record is from the annotation of a GenBank genome assembly.